Molecule: messenger RNA, 4878 nt
Organism: Pieris napi
Lineage: Eukaryota; Metazoa; Arthropoda; Insecta; Lepidoptera; Pieridae
Gene: Ranbp16
Product: exportin-7
Exons: 24
Coding region: 96-3368 (1090 amino acids)
Biological process (GO): protein export from nucleus
Cellular component (GO): nuclear pore; cytoplasm
Molecular function (GO): small GTPase binding; nuclear export signal receptor activity
Source: RefSeq, a predicted model, not a curated record
CGUAUAAAAGUCAUGAAUCGAAACGUAUCACGAAAUGGGUUCGAAAAGAUGUCAUAUUUCACAAUUUACAAAUCAAAUGCGUGAGAAUAACAAAGAUGGCUGAAGAGCAAGAGGUGAUUCAAAUAGAGCUUUUGUGCAAACAGCUCUAUGAGUCACAAGAUCCAAUUGUCCGUGAGCAGGCAGAGAAGGCCGUUGUCGCGUUUCAGGAGUCUCCAGAUACGCUAAGCAAAUGUCAAGCGUUGUUGGAGCGGGCUGAUUCUAGUUAUUCACAACUCUUGGCAGCUACUACUCUAGGGAAACUAAUUAAUAGAUCGACAAGCAGUUUAUCCAUACAACAGAGGCUAGAUAUAAGGAAUUAUAUAUUAAAUUAUUUGGCUACGCGACCGAAGUUGGCGAAUUUCGUUGUACAGGCGCUCAUAUCACUGUUCGCACGGAUCACCAAAUUGGGAUGGUUCGACACUGUGAAGGAGGAACACGUGUUUCACAACGUGCUUAGUGAUGCUACUACCGGUUUCUUACAGGGUCCCGUUGAGACAUGUACAAUCUUUGUGCAAUUGCUCUCACAGUUGGUUGUCGAAAUGAAUCAAGUAUGUGAAGCUGAUGCUAAUAGAUCUCUCUCGAAGCACAGGAAGAUUGCAUCAUCUUUCAGAGACACCCAGCUCUUCGAAAUAUUCCGCGUGUCGUGCUCGCUGCUAAGCUCGGCCCGAGGCCAGCAAUUGUCUAUGUCGGAUGAGAGUCAACAAACGUUGCUCGCUGCUCUGUUACGAUUGGCGCACAAUUGUUUGACAUUUGACUUCAUUGGGACUACGAAUGAUGAGUCGUCGGAUGAUCUGUGCACUAUACAGGUACCCACAUCAUGGCGCCCGACCUUCCUCGAAUCCAGUACUCUGGAGUUAUUUUUCUCGCUAUAUGCUUGCGUCCGCGGUUCUCUCGCUGGUCUCUCCCUCGCCUGUUUAGUACAGUUGGCUUCAGUGCGAAGAUCCUUAUUCAGUAACAGUGAGAGGGCCAAGUUCCUGAACAAACUUGCGGUUGGGGUCUUGAACAUUUUGGAGGAUACGCAGGGACUGUCAGAUCCAACGAAUUACCACGAGUUCUGCCGUCUCCUCGCCCGUUUGAAGUCCAACUAUCGUUUGGGGGAAUUGGUUAUGGUGGAUGACUAUCCGAGGCUCAUUGAAGAAAUCGCAAAAUUCACUGUGCAAAGUUUGCAGAUGUGGCAAUUCGCGCCGAACUCGGUGCAUUAUCUGCUGUCGCUAUGGCAACGGAUGGUGGCGUCCGUGCCGUACGUCAACGCCACGGAGCCCCAUAUGUUGGAGACGUACGCGCCCACGGUCACGGCGGCUUAUAUUAAUAGCCGGUUGGACUCAGUUCCUGUGUUGCUUAGGGAAGGUCUAGAAGAUCCCUUAGAUGAUAUGGGUGCUGUGCAGCAGCAAUUGGAACAAGUAGCGGUGAUAGGCCGAUGCGAAUACGCGAAGACGUGUCAGCUACUCGUUGCUCACUUUGACAGAGCAGCGGCGGCCUAUAGCGUGGAGACACAGCCGCAACAGAUAUUGGUUUUGCAAGGUCAACUAACCUGGCUCGUAUAUAUAAUCGGGGCGGCCAUUGAUGGACGCUCGUCCGUGAACACCUGCGACGAAAAUGAUGCCAUGGAUGGAGAGCUGGUCUGCAGGGUUCUUCAGUUGAUGGAUUUGACGGAUUCAAGACUUGCUAAUGGUGGUUGUGAAAAGCUAGAGUUAGCCAUGAUGUCGUUCUUCGAGCAGUUUCGCAAAAUAUACGUUGGUGACCAAGUGCAGAAGACGAGCAAAGUGUAUCGGCGACUUAGUGAAGUGUUGGGAUUAAGUGAUGAAAGUCAGCUGCUUAGUGUCAUCAUGAGAAAGAUAAUAACAAAUUUGAAAUACUGGGGCAGUUCUGAGUCGAUAAUAUCCAAAACCUUGGGGCUGUUGAGUGACCUGAGUGGUGGUUAUGCGUGUGUACGGAAGCUGGUGAGAUUGGACGAGGUGAAAUUUAUGUUGACCCAUCAUACGGCGGAACACUUCCCGUUCCUUGGAAUCGGCGUUGGUACUGCGGAAAUGCGUUGUCGCAGUAUGCUCUAUACGGCGUUGGGAAGGUUAUUGAUGGUGGAAUUGGGCGAGGACGAAGAUCGAUUCCACGCUUUUAUGAUGCCUCUUACAGCUGCCUUCGAGAGCAUAAUAGGCCUAUUGGGAAGUGCGGAGAAUCCUCUAUACGCUUCCGAAGACGCGAAGAAGACCCUGAUAGGUCUCGCCCGAGACUUGAGAGGUCUGGCCUUCGCGUUUAAUACGAAAACUACUUAUAUGAUGCUGUUUGAUUGGAUUUACCCAUUGUACAUGAAGGUGUUAUUGCGCGGAAUCGAACUGUGGUACAACGAGCCGGCCGUGACCACGCCCAUACUGAAAUUGACCACCGAGCUGGCGCAGAAUAGGAACCAGAGGUUGCACUUUGACGUCAGCUCGCCGAAUGGAAUAUUGUUGUUUAGGGAAUUGUCCAAUAUUAUUUGCGCUUAUGGUAGUAGAAUACUAACAGUCGAUGUAAGCAAGAAACAAAUGUAUACAAUGAAAGUAAAAGGCAUUUCGUUGUGUUUCUCCAUACUUAAGACGGCUCUAUGUGGAAAUUAUGUUAAUUUCGGUGUUUUUAGGUUAUAUGGUGACGACGCCCUGGAUAAUGCGUUGAAUAUGUUUGUUAAAUUAUUGUUAAAUAUACCACAGAGUGACUUAUUGUUCUAUCCAAAACUAUCCCAAACCUAUUACGUACUAUUGGAGAGGCUUGCGCAGGAUCACAUGCCAUAUUUAGCGUCAAUACAGCCAGAGGCUACUUUGUAUAUACUUUCUUCGAUAUCGGAGGGGCUCACUGCUUUAGACACGAGUGUAUGUACAGGAUGUUGUUCUACUCUAGAUCACGUAGUAACAUAUUUAUUUAAGCAAUUAGUACAGAAAUCAAGUAAAGCAUCGAAUCCGAGACAGCCGACUCCGGAAAGCAGUAAUAUGUUUAUAGAAGUGCUCCAAAGGCGGCCGGAGAUCAUGCAGCAGCUAUUGGCAACUGUAGUGAACGUGAUCAUGUUUGAAGAAUGCUGUAACCAAUGGUCAAUGUCUCGGCCGCUCCUUGGGCUCAUUCUGCUGAAUGAAGAGCAGUUCUCUGGUCUCCGCUCUGAGCUCAUCUCCCAACAGCCUCGGCAUCGGCAGCAUCAUCUGGCCCAGUGCUUCGACCAGCUCAUGUCUGGCGUCGAGAGGAAUCUGCUUACGAAAAAUAGGGAUAGGUUCACACAAAACCUAUCGAUGUUUCGACGCGACAUCACUGACCUGCUGAAAGGAACAACCGUCAAUACACCGUCUGUCAAUGACAUGAUGACGUCAUAAUGUCAAGGAUAACUGUCAUUUAACGAAGCACAGUGAAUGAUAUGAUGACGGUAUAAUGUUGAAAUUGACCCUGCGUUUGACGUUAUUAUGUCAAAAUGAUAUAAUAACGUUCACAUCACACGUUACAGCCAAUGUUUACAGCAACGGCUUAUCACGUCAGAAUAUCAUCACUGUUAAUUGGCAUAUAUUGUUAAACGUCUUAAUUUUGACGUAAUUAUAGACUGUCAAAAGGUUGACGUGUCAUUGUCAAUCCCAUAUCACUAUACUGUCUGCAUCAAAAUAAUAGUUUCUGCGCACAAUAUACAAAUGAAUGGACUUGUACACAGAAUAUAGACGCGGACACAUUUCUUUGAAAAUCAGUGCUGUAUUUGAAAGAUUUUUUUUAAUUGAUUACAUUACCGUGUUAUAAGCAACAUUCGUAUCGGGACCUCAACCCGUCAUACAAAGUAGUUCGCGGAAGAAAAAAUAUUUCUAGUUAAAACAAAAAUAUUUAUGUAAGCUUAAUGGUAUAAAAUCGACGAAACAAAAAUUACCAAAAAUAGCGUGACCAUGGCACUGACUGAUGACUGCCAAAAGCAUAGACACUGGUGUCUUUACCAAUAUUUUAAAAAGGCAAAAGAUACGGAAAUGUGUCUGAUGUAUUCUGUGUACAACAAAUUGUUUUUAUUUUUGACUAAAGUACGGGGUUAUAGCAAAUUAAUGUCAAAUAGUUUUGAUUGAGUCGAGAUUUAAAUAUAUUAUGUAAAAAAAUUGAAUUUAUUUUUACUUAACUAUCGCAUUCUUAGCAGUAAAAGGUGAGAAACAAAAGACGUAAGACGUCAAACGUCGUUUUAUGACGUAUCAUGACCAUGCGGUUGACCAAUCACAAUGGAACAGAACGCGCUAUUGUGUCUUUAAGUAUAUAUUCACACAUCCUAGGCUUGUUCUAAAAAACUUGAAUUUCGAACGCCAACACUGACCUGAAAUUCGAAAUUUGAAAACUCAAGAUGUUUAAGUUUUUUUUUUUUUAAUUUAGUACAUGACCAUGGAUACAAGUCUUUCAGCCAAUUUAUUCAACGAUUUUUUAAAUCACCAACAAAUAUAUUUGCAAUUAAUUUUCGCUAUAACCCUGUAAUUACUGUAUUUAUUUUGAUGAAUUUUGCACAGUUUAUCCUAGACUAAAACGUAGGAAUCAUUCCAACUUGACAAUUGUGUAGUGAAAACUUUUAUCGGUUUAAAACGUGUGCAGAAAUGAAUUACGAUUUUAAAUUUGCUAAGGAAUUUAGCGAAUAACAGGUAAUCACAAAUGUUAAAAUAACUUCUAUAAGAAAUAUUAUUUAACUAUUAAUAUUAAAUAAGUCUUAAGGACAAAAAGUCAAAGUCUAUUUCUAAGUUUUAAAAUGUAAUUAGGCUAGAAAUUGAAAAUUACACGUUUUAAUCCGAUAUACGAUGGUAAUUUGUAUAGUUUUUGAUUCGUUAAGCUAUUUGUGUGGCGAAUGUAAAUAUUUAAAUAAAAUGUGAUUUAUACAAU